Molecule: messenger RNA, 363 nt
Organism: Blepharisma stoltei
Lineage: Eukaryota; Ciliophora; Heterotrichea; Heterotrichida; Blepharismidae
Source: the annotation of a GenBank genome assembly
AUGAGUGCAGAUCAAAUGCUUGAUGGGAUUACACUUGUUAGUAUUAGGUCAGGGCCUUUUAAUCGUCUACAAGAUCAGUCCACGCAAACCCCGCCACCUAAAAAACGGAAAUUUAAUCUUCUUCCGAUUUUUAAUGAAAAUCAGAAAAAGCAAGAAUAUUUUUAUAGGAGGAAAUCACAUAGUCCGAAUACAAAAAUAAACUUGAGAAGCCAAACUCCGACCCUGCCAAAUUUAACCCCAAGUUAUAAAAAUAUAAUCAGCAAGUCAAGAAUGGCAUUUCCAAGACUAAAAAGAAGUUCAAAGCCAAUUCGGUUAGAGCCUUGGCUUGAAAGUGCGAAGCUUUUAAGCAGAAUGCCAAGAUAA